This is a messenger RNA of Triticum urartu, 2544 nucleotides long. The record is from RefSeq and is a predicted model, not a curated record. Lineage: Eukaryota; Viridiplantae; Streptophyta; Magnoliopsida; Poales; Poaceae.
UUAAGCUAUCCACCACACCAUAGGAGUAUACAUUUUGGGUUAGCAGCUAGCUAGUCAUAGUGACCAGCAGCGGCAGGGAGGGAGGGACAGAGAUGUGGAGGCUCAAGGUCUCCGAGGGCGGCGGGCCGUGGUUGCGGUCGGUGAACAACUUCCUUGGCAGGGCAGUGUGGGAGUUCGACCCCGACCACGGCACGCCGGAGGAGCGCGCCGAGGUUGAUAGAGUCCGCCGGGACUUCACCCAGCGCCGCUUCCACAAGAGGGAGUCACAGGAUCUUCUUAUGCGCAUGCAGUAUGCAAAAGAAAAGCACCUUCAGGGUCAGGUGGAUCUUCCGGCCAUCAAGCUUGUAGAUAUUGCACAAGUCACAGAAGAGACUGUAUUAACAUCAUUGAGGCGAGCCCUUAGUCAACACUCUGCUCUGCAAGCACACGAUGGGCAUUGGCCUGGCGAUUACAGUGGAAUUAUGUUCAUUAUGCCCAUCUUGAUAUUUGCUCUACAUGUUACUGGAACACUCAAUACCGUCCUUUCAAGAGAACAUCGGCGUGAGAUUUGUCGCUAUAUUUACAACCAUCAGAAUGAAGAUGGUGGUUGGGGCACACAAGUGUUGGGCCCGAGCACCAUGUUUGGAUCAUGCUUAAACUAUGUUACCUUGAGGCUUCUUGAUGAGGUGGACAAUGAAGCCUUGAUCAAGGGGCGUGCUUGGAUUCUAUUGCAUGGAAGUGCCGCUGCAAUACCACAAUGGGGAAAGAUAUGGCUCUCGGUGGUCGGUCUGUAUGAAUGGUCUGGAAAUAAUUCGAUCAUUCCUGAACUAUGGCUUGUCCCACAUUUUCUUCCAAUUCAUCCAGGACGAUUCUGGUGCUUUUGUCGGUUAAUGUAUAUGCCAAUGUCUUAUCUUUAUGGUAAAAAAUUUGUUGGCCCAAUUACACCAACAAUAUGGGCAAUAAGAGAGGAGCUCUAUAGCAUACCAUACCAUGAGGUCGAUUGGAAUAAAGCACGUGAUACUUGUGCCAAGGAAGACCUUCGCUAUCCACGGUCAUUGCUACAAAACGUUAUUUGGACAUGUCUUACUAAAUUUGUAGAACCAGUGUUGAAUAGUUGGCCGGUUAACAAGUUAAGAGAUAAAGCAUUGAAAAACCUCAUGAAACAUAUCCACUAUGAAGAUGAAAGUACAAAAUAUAUCGAUAUAUGUCCGAUUAACAAGGCACUACAUAUGAUUUGUUGUUGGGUCGACGAUCCAAAUUCAGAUGCUUUGAAGUUACAUAUUCCAAGGAUCUAUGAUUAUUUAUGGCUGGCAGAAGAUGGCAUGAAAGCACAGGUAUAUGAUGGUUGUCAAAGUUGGGAGACAUCUUUUAUUGUCCAAGCAUAUUACUCAACAAACCUUAUUAAUGAGUACGGUCCAACACUUCAGAAAGCCCAUGAAUUUAUUCAAAAUUCACAGGUUCUUGAGAACCAUCCUGACAGCCAAGCUUAUUACCGCCAUAGAUCCAAAGGUUCAUGGACACUUUCAACAGCAGAUAAUGGUUGGUCCGUAUCGGAUUGUACUGCAGAAGCACUUAAGGCAUUAUUGUUGUUGUCAAAGAUCUCGCCUAAUCUGGUGGGGGGUCCAAUAAAAGGAGAAAGGUUGUAUGAUGCAGUGGAUUGCUUAAUUUCUUUCAUGGUAUGACUCUAACUUGAAUAUUGUUUCAUGUCCUCAUAUUUAAUUUUCUCAAUUUUUUGAGGUACUUUGUCUAAAUGACAAAUAAUCCAAUCCACAUGUAUCAUCUCGUCUAUCGUCAUGCCUAUAGCUAAAGGCGUUGCAUGGUCCUCUCUAGAGAGUCAAGGUUAACAUGAAAAACGUACCAAAGAUACAUCUAAAGUUCAAAAUCAUAGAAAUGCAGUGUCACCAGUAGAUAGUACCCCCGAUGGCAAUAAAUGUGUGUGAGUAGUGUAGAUCAUAAUUUAUAGCUAAUGACUAAACUAUAUUGUGGUUCACCAAAAUAAUGCGGGGGAUGGGGCAUCAUUUGGAUCACUGUGCUUUGAAAUUGUUGAUUUGGGUCCUUGGAGUACAUUAAGCGAGUUACCUAAUGUCCUGACCAAUCAUAAAUAUGCAAGCAUGCUCACAUGGCGUUCAAUUUCUUGAAACCCCGUUUACAAAAGAGGGAAACGUUGGCAACAAUAGAGAUGGGCUCUGUUUUACUAUCCAUUGCUGAUGACUAGGGUAUCUUACCAAUUUACGUGAGAUCUCAAAUUGUGAGGAGCGGUGGGAAAUAUAUAUGAACUCACCCGUCAUGUAUAGCCUCCUCCAAGUCUUACGAUGUAGGCCAUGAAUAUUAUUAUUAAUAUUGCAUUUUUUUGGUCUUGAACUUGAGACCUCUUAGCUCUAGUGGUGGUGCCAGAGGUUAAGAACUAUGGGUUCAAAUGCUCUAAAAUCUCCCAAAAACAUCAUAACUUGUGGCAAAUAUGAAUAAGAUUUUGUUUGUUAUAGAUAAAUAUAAGGUGCGAGCUGAACCUACAACUAACAGAUAGAAUUGCCAUUUCAUGGCUCUAGCACCAUAUUGAAUGGCAUA